UAUUAGUGUGGACUCCACUUUUUUAAGUGAUAGAUUGAAAGUUGUGUUGCAUAAACUCUAGUCUAGAACGUUUGGACAGUAAAUAUAACCUCUGCAGAAAACAGUUGUGUCGCAGCAGCAGUAAAUACUGUGUGAUAAACCUUGAACAUACACAAUGAACCUACAGACUAUGAAACCGGCUGCCAUUAGAGAGCUUUUAAGAAAGGGAUUGCACAAAAAUGAAACAACAGCGUUUUGGGCUGAAGGAUACAAGCAGGCCAAUCUGGCCGUGAUGCCAAGCGCCUAUGCUGCGGAUUUUAAGAAGUUUGCUCAUGGGAACGAAGGCUCUCUACCUGUUCUAUAUACGUUAGCGAAGUGGGCGAAACUACGGCUGGUUAUCUCAGCCAACAUAGUAAAGUCACAACUGACGUGCCCGCUUACCAAGUGAUUUCUAAAGGGAAAAGAAAGAUAGUUGAAAAUUUGAAAGAAUACGACUGGUCGGAUAUGGUAACGUUCUACAUCGGCUGCAGUUUCUCAUUCAACAAAAUCAUGCUGGAAAACAGCUUACUUACACCAAGCGCGAAGUGCGUCUCAAUGUAUAAGACGAAUAUUGAAUGUUACCCCAGCGGUCCUUUCAAAUGUAAAACCAUCGUAAGCAUGAGGGCUAUGCACAAGGAUAAAUUGUCGCAGAUACACCAGAUCACGUCCCCACUAAAAGAUGUACACGGUGCACCAAUACAUUAUGGAAAUCCAAGUGCAAUUGGGAUCCCUAAUCUUAAGGAUUGUUUUGCCGGUAAAACUACCGAUUUCGACGCUGAUGAAAUUCCAGUGUUUUGGGCUUGUGGUAUGACUGCUUUUGAAGCGAUAUCUACUGCAGGUUUAGAGUUGGCUUUUACGCAUGGACCUGGAUCUGUCUUUCUAACUGACGUUCUCCAAGAGAAUAUAAAGGAAGCAAAAGACCCGAAAGAGUUGUGCGAAGUUAUAGAAUACAGUCCUGGCAUGUACAGCGCGUUGUCAAAGCAUGCUGUCGAUAAAUUGGAAGCGUUGGAUAAGAUCGUACAGUGUGAUCUUGGUAAGAGAGGAAUUGAUCAGCUUAUCGUGGAAGGAGAUUUCAUCAAAGCUGCUCUUGCUCUUUCUCAUGCCAACAAAGUUGCCAUAGUAACAGGAGCACCGGUGCAUCAAACCCACGAGCAACCUGAUGAGACAGAUGGUCUGCCAGGUGUGAUUAGUUUGGCUGCCGCUCUACAAUCUCUGGAUAAAACCAUUGACGUGCUAGCAGACUCCUACAGCUUCACAGUAAUCCAGAAGAUUAUUUCAAAAUGUGUAAAAACAGGGUUGCUCAAAAGCCCAGUUACAGUUAUCCAAGCACAGGAUCUUAGUAUGGUGUACCAGAAAGAUGUUCCGAAGUACGACGUAGUAGUUGCUGCCUAUAGCAUUCAAGAUUUAAGUUCUGAAAUCAAACAGUUGACUAAAGAUAUCACAGAUGCAACUAAAUUUCCCAAUGUUGUAGCAAUUACUCUUGUUCAUAAAUCGGAGAAGAAACCAACUGACAACAUUAACAAAUCCAAUGAAAUACAUGCAGGACUUACAAUUCAAACAGCAAAUUUAAACUUGGCAUUCUGGUCUAUGUCAUGGUCUUUGUAUACGUUGAUGUCUUGCCCCAUCCACGAACGUUAUGUGAGAAAAGCGAUUGGUUUUCCUAUGGACGUUGCUGGAAUGAUGAAAAAAUGGCUACCAAGUAUUGACACGGUUAAAAAAACAAAGUCAAUCAUGCAAGAGUGUUAUACCGCUGAUACUACGGGUAAUACUUUCAACGUCUUAGAAAACCUUCUGGUCGAAAUGGAGCAAAUUGCUGACAAAAAGUAGGCCAGAUUUUAUUGUGCAUAUAAUCGUCUGCUAUGUAUGUUUAUGUUUAUGACAUGUAUAUUUGGUUCGAAAUCCAUCUUCAAGCUUAUUAGCAGGGUGCGGCGUGUCACAAUAGCUUGUCAAAUAAUAGUUGUGGUAUGGUGGGGGAAGAUGGGACAUCUUUAGCAUAUAGUGUUCAAAUAUCCUAUUUUAAACAAAUAACAACGGUCUAUGGGCGUCACGAGGAUAAGGUUUUAUAAUCCCUCGAAUGUUAUUCGUUUACUACCAGUACCAAAUGGGACAAAAAAAUAAGGCGAAAAGGUGUCUCAUCCUCCCCCACCCUAUGUAGGUCACUAUUUAACUGUUAACUAACCUGUUUUUAUCCAUAGCCUGUUUAGUAUACAUUCAGUUUACUCGUUUCUUCUUUCGUUUUAAAUCAGAAUUUUAUCUUGUUUAUAAAACAAACGGUG
Molecule: messenger RNA, 2294 nt
Organism: Ciona intestinalis (vase tunicate)
Lineage: Eukaryota; Metazoa; Chordata; Ascidiacea; Phlebobranchia; Cionidae
Product: D-glutamate cyclase, mitochondrial-like
Biological process (GO): glutamate metabolic process
Molecular function (GO): D-glutamate cyclase activity
Source: RefSeq, a predicted model, not a curated record